GUGUGUGUGUGUUUGUGUGUGUUUGUGUGUGUUUAUGUGUAUGUGUGUGUGUAUAGAUACAUUCGUAUAUGUACAUGUGUUAUCUAAGCAUCUUUAUACGAAUGGACGUACGAUACAAACACACCUUCCUUCUCUUGGUGUUGCACAGUGUUGCAGCACUCACGGCAAGUCAGUCGUCCCAACCGAUGACCCAGGCGACGAGAAACCGUGCGAGGGAGUGGGCGUUUGUGUCCUUUCUCCUGCAGCUGACCUUUCCCGCUGUGACCUGCUGACGAAGGACCUGACGUGCCCCGCGAAUAGAGUUUGCUGCGUCAGGAGGGAGGGAACGUUGGAUUGGAGGAGGUUUGGUAGAGGGACAGAAAUGAAUCGGAACCUUUACCCAAAGUUUCGAAAAAAAUCAAGGAAGCGGAGGUCUGGAGAUGAAGCGAAUGAAAUGGAGGAAAUAACACGGACUCAGAGGAUGGAAAAUAAAGAGGAAAUUAGAGAGGAUCACAAAAAGGGAUCGGUUUCAAAGCCUGCUGCAAGAAACGUUGAGAAUAAUCGGCGGGAAUUCGGAGGAAGAAGCCAGAGAAAGGGGAGUCAGGGUGGAGAAGAGAGGACUGUGGAAAACAAAGAACAAGAAAAUAGAAUAAAGGACAGUAAAAAGAAAAGGGACAAGAAGAAUAACGCCAAUAAGAAGAAUAAUGACAACAAGAAGAAUAAUGACAACAAGAAAAAGGACAAGAAUAAGAAUAAGGACAAGAACAGCCAGCAUCCUGGUGUUCCUAUAAACAGCUUAAUCACACUCACGAAUGAAAAGGACCCGACCCAAGGCGCGUCUGCCACCUGCCCGGCAACCGAGUGGUGUCGCAUGCUGGGGGGUCGCUGCGUCGCCAUCAACCUCGCCAACGCCUUCAACUGCGACCGGGUGAACAGGGCGUGUGCAAGUGCCUCCAAGUGCCGGUGCUGCAUCGGGGAAGGGUUGGCUGCCAGUGGGAGUGGAGGAGGAGAAGCGGUUUCCGGAGUGGAGGUCGUCCCAGGCAGCGACGACCGCUGGGGAUACUGCCCCUCGACUGCCUGGUGUGAUGCCCCUGGCCGCGCGUGCGUCACACCGAACGCCGCUAACUCUUUCAACUGUGAUGCGAUAAGUGACGAGUGUGGAGGGACCUGCUUCUGUUGCGUUGGGGGGACACUUGGCAACUCUCACGUGCGCGCUGGUGGAAGUGGCAGAGCCGGUUGGAGCUCCACUGCAGGCAGCACGAAGGAAGUGGGAUUUAGGAAUACACAGAGUGGCACAAUAAAUAUCAAGGAGAAUAAUACGAUAAAUCAAAGAAUGGGAAAAAGUAGUAGGAAUAAAAAAGGGGAAACCAAGAACAACAGAGAACAACAAUACCCAAAGCAAGGGAAGAACACCGGGCCGAUUAGAGAAAGAAAAGGAAAUGGUACCGGGAAUAACGGGGAAAAUGACAGAGAGGGGGGUAAUAAGCAUGGAAAGAAACAUAAACAUGGACACAAGCCCAAAGGCAACGGAGACAAAAAGGACAAGAAAAAGAAAAAGGAAAAGAACAAGAACGAGAACGAGGACAGCAUAAUCAUGCAAACAAAUGAGAAUGACCCAUCCCUGGGCGCGUCUGGCGCAUGUCCGGCAACCGAGUGGUGUCGCUCGCUUGGCGGUCGCUGCGUCGCCAUCAACCUCGCCAACGUGUUCAACUGCGACCGGGUGAACAGCGCGUGUUCAAGCAGUUCCAAGUGCCGCUGCUGCAUCGGGAAGGGGCUGGCCGGCGGCGGAACCGGGGGCGGAGAGGCGGCGUCCGGGGUGGAGGUCGUCGCGGGGAAUGACGACCGUUGGCGCUACUGCCCUCUGACUGCCUGGUGCGGCGUCGCUGGCCGUGCGUGCGUGUCCGCCAACGCCGCGAACUCCUUCAACUGCGACGCGGUGACUGAUGAGUGCGGCGACGACUGCUUCUGCUGCGUCGGAGGGACACUUGGCAACUCUCACGUGGGCGAGGGUGGAACCGGCGACGCUGACGGGAGUCCGCUGGUCGAUGGACCAGCAGUUGUGAGUGAAUACAAUAGAAAUGCAAAUACUGAUAUUGCUGAAGACACUUGGGGAGAGGAAGGAGAUGGCGAUGCAAGCGGGAGUGGGAAGGCCUGCGGGCAGAGUUGGAAGUGCGCCCGGCGGAAGGGGGUCUGCAAGUCCAAGAGCCUGGGAGAGUGCAAGAGGCUGGAAAAAAAGUGCGGAGGAAGAGACUGCUAUUGCUGCAUCAACGAAGAGGGAGAAAUGUCCGAGUGCGACCAGACGAAGCCCUGCUUCGAGGAGGGCGGACGCUGCGCGCAGAGCUGCGGUCCUCACGACGCAGAGCGGUCGGGAUUAUGCAAGAAUAACUGUUCGUGCUGCGUUGCUCCAGAGAGCGGAUCAAGUAAUAGACAAAAAUCCACGGGGAUUCAUCAGGACCAGAAGAAAGAAAACUCUGGCGGCCAGGGGAGUCGGGGAAGACCCUCUGAGAGCAAAAAUAGAUUCCAGACUGCACUUGCCACUAAAACCACGAGAGUGACGCUCACAGAGGGCGAGGGACGAUGGGCGCAGGCAGAGGCAGCGGCGUCCUGCCCCACGGACGACUGGUGCUGGGCCCUCGGGGGUCGCUGCGUCCCCAUCAGCCUCGCCAACGCCUUCAACUGCGACCAGGUCAGCAACGAAUGCUCAAGCGAGUCGAAGUGCAGGUGCUGCAUCGGCGAAGGGCUGGCCGCCGGCGAGGAGGUCUCCGGCGUGGAGAUCGUCUCCAGCGACGACGACCGCUGGAGCUACUGCCCUCUGACUGCCUGGUGCGGCGUCCCCGGGCGCGCCUGCGUCACCGCCAACGCUGCGAAUUCCUUCAACUGCGACGAGAUAGCUGACGAAUGCGGGAAAGGGCGAUGGCGGAGGCGACUACGGAAGUUCCCCUGGUGA
Molecule: messenger RNA, 2926 nt
Organism: Penaeus indicus
Lineage: Eukaryota; Metazoa; Arthropoda; Malacostraca; Decapoda; Penaeidae
Exons: 6
Coding region: 35-2926 (963 amino acids)
Source: RefSeq, a predicted model, not a curated record